AUGCGCAUAUGUGUGCCUCUGAUCUUACUGGGUUAUGUUAUCCGAUUGGGGUAUUUUUUGUGUGACGAAAACAUAUGGCCUCAGGGGAAGCUGGGAACUCGACAUAUAAAGCCUAGGCGAUUUGAGGGGCUUUUGCAGCUUCUCUCGAGCUUGAGUCGUCAUGGGGGGAAGGUAUCACUUUCUUCGCCACAUGGGACAAGGGUGGUUAGAAAGGCGGCUCGCAAACUUACAAUUUCUCAUGAACUCCCAGGAAAAUACAAGCUUGACCUUGAAGUCCACCAUCGCGAAGUGAAACCGAUUUUCCUCACCAGAUUCAAAGAAGCCUAUACUUUCAGAACGUUCAACAGAAUCGUGGUUCGCAGUCAAGAUCAAUGCACGAAGGCGAAAUUUAGCCUCGAUCUAGGACAGGUGGUUCUAGAUCACCAGAGCCUUGCCGAACUCAAUGAUUUCGAGGACGAAGAGGUAUCUAUAUUUGAAACCUGGGGAAAGGGAAAGUACAAGAUCGACAUUGAUCUUUACCACCGUAAAGUCAAGCCGAAAUUCAUCGCCGCGUUCCAGAACCAAUAUGGUGCCAAGAAGUUCAAUGAUACGUGCGGCAAGAACCCCGAUUUUGAUAUCGACAAGGAAGGUUGGGUUUGGCCGAACGCUGUGAGAGGCAAGAGCUGUUCGAAGAAGGAUUAUAUUCUCGACUUGGGCGAUACAAUCGUUCUUGAAUGUCAGAAGGACCCCAACUGUCUCCGACUUAACGGCGAGCUUUCCGUCUUUGAAACAUGGGGAACAGGAAAUUAUAAAUUGGAUAUGGACGUUUAUCAUCGUGAGGUCAAGCCUAUUUUCCUGACAAGGUUCUUUUCGGCAUACGGUACCAAAUUUAACGUGAGAAGGUGCGGCAAGAAUCCCGACUUUAAAGUCGACAAAAAUGGAUGGGUGUGGCCUGAUGCAACCAAAGGAAAAAAUUGCUCAAAGAAGCGCUAUUUUCUAGAUUUAGGAGAGGUGAUUAUAGCUCAUCAACCCCAAGCCAUCGACGGAGAAGAGAUCAGUGACGAGUCUGUGAUUUCGCGUCUCGAGAAUGUUAUCAAGGUGUCCAAAUUGCAAGAUCUGGUGUUCUUCAUUCUCAACCGUGCAUAA
This is a messenger RNA of Laccaria bicolor S238N-H82, 1125 nucleotides long. RefSeq lists its product as uncharacterized. NCBI's taxonomy places the organism in Eukaryota, Fungi, Basidiomycota, Agaricomycetes, Agaricales, Hydnangiaceae. The coding region runs from base 1 to 1125 and encodes 374 amino acids. The record is from RefSeq and is a predicted model, not a curated record. The transcript has 12 exons.